UGCGGGUGCGUUUACGGUUCCUCCUGAUAUUUUUGUAGUGACAGAAGUAAACCAAAACAAGCUAUCUCGGCGUGACUUUCUGCUCCGAAAAGUAGGAAUAUCUCCGAGCGAGAUAAGGACAAUGCUCCUCCAAAAUCGAGCUGUGUUGGCUCUUGGCCUUCGCAUGUGCUCCACUCGUGUGAUGAAAGGACCUUCGAUGGACACAGCGAGAACCAACUCAGACAUGUCUGAAUUCCGCAAGGUCUUUUCCCAAGCCAAGCACAUAGCAAUCAUCACCGGGGCAGGCGUGAGUGCAGAGAGCGGAGUACCAACCUUCAGGGGAGAAAACGAGAAGUGGAGAAAGUGGCAAUCUCAGGACCUGGCUACACCGGAGGCCUUCUCUCGAACCCCGUCUCGGGUCUGGGAGUUCUACCAUUACAGAAGGGAGAUGGCUUUGAACAAGAAGCCCAGUGCUGCCCAUCUGGCCAUAGCAGAGUGUGAGGCCCGGCUGAGGAAGCAGGGACGCUCCGUGGUUGUCAUCACCCAGUGCAUAGACGACCUCCACCGGCAGGCCGGGUCCAAACACGUGCUCAAGAUUCACGGCAGUCUGAUGGAGACGCGCUGUGUGAGCUGUGGACAUGUGACCGUGAACAGGCGAAGCCCAAUAUGUGCUGCCCUGAAGGACAAAGGUUCACCUGACCCAGAUGUUGCUGAUGCCCAGAUUCCUGUGGAUAAACUGCCAAGGUGCGGAGAAAUUGACUGCCGCGGUCUGCUGAGGCCCAACGUGGUGUUUUUUGGAGAAACUCUGGACUCUCAUAUCCUGACCAAGGUGGAAAAAGAGAUGGAGACCUGUGACCUCUGUCUGGUGGUGGGCACGUCUUCCAUCGUUUACCCAGCGGCCAUGUUUGGCCCCCAGAUUGCAUCCAGGGGCGUCCCAGUGGCCGAAUUUAACAUGAAAACAACACCAAAAACGGAGUACUUUAUGUACCAUUUCCAGGGUCCAUGUGGAACUACGCUGCCUCCAGCUUUGGUGCGACAUGAGUCGGAGGAUAUUUAAGAGCCUGUUUGUAAAAGAGAACGACUUGACAAACAGUAACCGGUGGCUUCUUCUACAGACUUAUCCAAAUGUUUGCCUUAAAAUCAGUUUAGCUGUUCUUGCUUGGUAGAGGGAGGGUGAAGAUUGAGCUUUUAUAAGACUUUGAUACAGAUCUUUUUAUACUUGAAUAUACUGUCUUGCUAAAAAUACUGGAAAUGGGAUCUUGCAAGCUUUAUAUAUUUGCUGCUUUAAGUUUAAGGCAGUGGCUAUGCAGCUUUAAUACAAAAACGAAUGCACUAUGUAUGUACUUGUUUUCAAAGGAUGGUGUUGUUAUUCCACACACAUAUUGUGUAUUAAAUGCUGGUGAGGGAUUGUCAUACUUUGCUGUAGUUCGGAACAUUUUACUCCCGGUGCCGACGGAGAAUAUUCCCCUUUUUCUCUCUCCGCCGAAUGAACAGAUGUAACGAGCGUAACAUAAUCUUGUGCCUUUCAAAACUGUUUACACAACCUUGACCAAACGCUCGCUUUAGACCUCAAGUGCAAAUCAACCGAUUUAGUCGAGUGUACAGAGUUUGCUUUUGAUUCAGGACAGAGAGGGAAAAUACUGCCCCUUCAAUCCUAGCCUGAUUCAGCAAUAUUUCCAUCUCAUGCUGUUUGAAUGUGUUUAUCGUGACAUCAGUAUAGUUACAUGUCAUGGAUUGUUUAUCAUACAUUUUUACAUUAGUGUCGGUUUUCAAAAAGUAUAUGUUUUGAAAAACUGUAGAUGGAAAUAGUUUAAAAGUGAAAGCAAUCUUAUAUUUGAGAACAUGAUUAUUUGUUUUUUCAAACAACAUUUUUUGCAUGUAAAUAUUCCGCAUAAUUUUUUACAAUGAAUACUGCCAAUGCAAAUAUGCAAUAUGUAAAUAAUAAAACACUAA
Messenger RNA from Anoplopoma fimbria (sablefish), 1932 nucleotides. RefSeq names its product NAD-dependent protein deacylase sirtuin-5, mitochondrial-like. The transcript is spliced from 9 exons. The record is from RefSeq and is a predicted model, not a curated record. Bases 122 to 1036 code for a protein of 304 amino acids. NCBI's taxonomy places the organism in Eukaryota, Metazoa, Chordata, Actinopteri, Perciformes, Anoplopomatidae. Gene Ontology annotation, molecular function: protein-succinyllysine desuccinylase activity; protein-malonyllysine demalonylase activity; NAD+ binding.